GCAGGACAGGGGUGCACGACAGGGGCAACCUUGGAGAUCCCUGUGGCUUUGCUUCAGCGCGUCUCCAUCUCGAGGUCUCUCCUUGAGUACCGAGAUAAUUCACUUUUACCUACGUGAGCGUAACGAGGACCCUCUUCAGAGUUUUCUCUUCUUCAAUUAUUGAUUUUGCCAGAAAACAGACGUCCCUGUAUAGAAGGAUGGCCAAGCUCCUGCGGAGGUUCAGGAGGAAGGCUCUGCAGGUGCCCCCAGAGCCUUCGGGAAGGAGCGGCCAUCUUCCCAAGGGGCAGAGCCACCUCUCCGUCCCCGCUGGCGGGGAAGCAGCUCCCAUCCAGGCCAGAAGGCGGAAGUUCCCAGCCUUCUGGAGAACAAAGCCAGCUCCCGGCGCAGGCGCCGACCUGGGAGAGGCCCCGACCAAGCCCAGGUGGAGCUGGCUCAGGAUGAGGUUUUGCGGACAGGACCCAGCCCAGGAGGGGCGCCGGGCAGGGAGGCUCUGGGGCCUGUUAUGUGGGCAGCAGCGGCCCCAGGAGCCCAGCCCUCAUUCCCAGCAGGGGGCAUCGCCCUGCCCGGGCUCUGAGGAUCUUUCAGCCCCCUCAGACCAGGAGCUAGAAGAUCCCAGCACCAUCAGCUCAGCACGGGACAGCAGCAGUGCCUGGGGCUCCAGCAGCAGCGACGCCUCUGGACGCUGCUGCUUUGUUCCAGGGACCCCCACGGAGUCAGCGGCGGAGGAAUGGCUGGAGAUGACCACAGAGGAAGAUGAGGGGCAGCAGCUCAGCACCAUGAAACCAGCCCUUGAGCCUGAGCUAGAGUCCCGCCUCUUGCAAGCUGCCCUUGGCUCGGUCUUCACCCUGGGCACGGAGACGGACGCCACCGACAUCCAGGUACAUCCUCCGCCUCUUCCAGAGUGGUCCUUGUCCGGCUCCCUUGAGUCGCUGGAGCUCCAGAUUUAG
This is a messenger RNA of Mauremys reevesii (Reeves's turtle), 947 nucleotides long. RefSeq lists its product as uncharacterized. The transcript is spliced from 5 exons. Bases 198 to 947 code for a protein of 249 amino acids. Lineage: Eukaryota; Metazoa; Chordata; Testudines; Geoemydidae. The record is from RefSeq and is a predicted model, not a curated record.